Rattus rattus (black rat) is the source of this 1493-nucleotide messenger RNA. It is a transcript of the gene Znf277, whose product is annotated as zinc finger protein 277. The record is from RefSeq and is a predicted model, not a curated record. The coding region runs from base 1 to 1290 and encodes 429 amino acids. NCBI's taxonomy places the organism in Eukaryota, Metazoa, Chordata, Mammalia, Rodentia, Muridae. The transcript is spliced from 12 exons.
AUGCAAAAAGACAGUAAAGACUGUAUCCUGGAGCCGCUCUCCCUGCCAGAGAGUCCAGGUGGCACCGCCGCUUUAGAAGGGCCUCCAUCUGUGCCUUGUAUUUUCUGUGAAGAACAUUUUCCCAUGACUGAACAAGACAAACUUUUGAAGCACAUGAUUAUCGAGCAUAAGAUUGUCAUAGCUGAUGUGAAGCUCGUUGCAGAUUUCCAAAGGUACAUUUUAUAUUGGAGGAAAAGAUUCACUGAACAGCCCAUCACCGACUUUUGCAGUGUGAUAAGAAUCAAUUCCACAGCACCAUUUGAAGAACAAGACAACUAUUUUUUGUUGUGUGAUGUGUUACCAGAAGAUAGAAUCCUCAGAGAAGAGCUUCAAAAACAGAAACUGAAAGAAAUUCUGGAUCAGCAGCAGCGAGAGCGAAAUGAUACAAACUUUCAUGGUGUGUGCAUGUUUUGCAGCGAGGAAUUUCGCGGAAACAGAUCUGUUCUGUUGAACCACAUGGCCAGAGAGCAUGCUUUCAACAUUGGUUUGCCAGACAACAUUGUAAACUGCACUGAAUUCCUAUGCACAUUGCAGAAGAAAUUGGACAAUUUACAGUGUUUGUACUGCGAGAAGACCUUCAGAGACAAAAACACACUUAAAGAUCACAUGAGAAAAAAGCAGCAUCGUAGGAUCAAUCCAAAAAACCGAGAAUAUGACCGGUUCUAUGUCAUCAAUUACUUGGAACUCGGGAAGUCAUGGGAAGAGGUGCAGUUGGAAGACGACCGCGAGCUGCUGGACCUUCAGGAAGAUGACUGGUCCGAUUGGCAGGAGUACCCUGUCUCUGCUGUCUGCCUAUUUUGUGAAAAGCAAGAGGAGACAAUAGAUAAAUUGUAUGUGCACAUGAAGGACACACACGAGUUUGAUCUCCUCAGAAUAAAGUCAGAACUCGGAUUAAAUUUCUAUCAGCAAGUGAAGCUGGUCAACUUCAUCAGAAGGCAGGUUCACCAGUGCAGGUGCUACAGUUGCCAGGCAAAGUUCAAGUCCAAGGCAGAGCUAAGGACUCACAUGGAGGACGCUAAACACACCUCACUGCUUCCUGACAGCAAGACGUGGGAUCAACUGGAGUAUUAUUUUCCCACCUAUGAGAAUGACACUCUCCUGUGUACGCUGUCUGACAGUGAAAGUGACCUGACAGCUCAAGAGCAAACUGAAAAUGUUCCCAUCAUCAGCGAAGAUACAUCCAGGCUGUGUGCCUUAAGACAGAGCAGUGUUCUCAACCAAUUGCUGCUCCAGGAAUGCCUGGAAAGCUAGGAGAGGCUGCUGUGGGCGCAGUGCACAGGCUGCUGCGGGCGCAGUGUUGCAUGGUUUCCUCCUGGAAGACACAGACAGAACAGGAGUUCAGAUUUGAUCAUCGACACAGCAUUAUUCAUUACUGGAAUCAUGGUUGUUGUUAAUGAAUUUUUUUUUCAAGAAAUAAGAAAAAUAAAACAUGUUUUUAUAUUUGGACUGAGAAA